AUGGGGACAGACACGAAGCCCACAGCCGGGACUGAUGUUGAGCGAGGGAGCUCAUACACAGGCAGCGUUCUUCCAGAGACCAAGGAAGCCAUCGAUGGAGUGUUGCCGAACAAACACCCCAGAGAUGGCAUGGCAGCCUGGCGUUGGCCAUGCAUACAGUCUGCUUUCUUCCUUGGAGGCAUGCUGCUUGGAUACGAUGUCAGUAACAUUGCGAAUAUCCAACCACCGAUCUACGAAGCCUUCGGCCAGGUCCAUCUCCUGCCAUGGGUUGCGACGGGUUACACGGCAACCCAAGUCUGCAUGGUUCCUCUCGUCCGCAAGCUCGCCCUUUUGGGCCAUGUAAAGCUGCAGAUAGUUGCCUACACUUUGAUCUUUCUCAUUGGUGCAGCCGUAUCUGGUUCCGCCACCGGCAUGAACUCCGUCAUUAUCGGUCGCGCGGUUUCAGGAGUUGGAGGAGCUGGAAUCUACCAGCUCUGUAUCCUGGUCAACGUCCUUCUCACGACUCCAGCAGAGCUUCCUCGUGUCCAAGGUAUCAUGGCUGUCUCGUGGGCGAUUGGACUGACAUUAGGUCCCGUAAUCGGAGGAGCCUUUGCUGAGAACCAAAGUGCUACUUGGAGAUGGGCAAUGUAUCUCAAUCUGCCCAUCCUUGCUGUCAUCGCCGUCCUCAACUUCGUAGCUCUGCCUCCCAUCGAGGUUGGCGUCAACACGCCUCUUAUCGGCGGUCUCCUUGCCAUCGACUGGUUCGGCAUCGUUCUGCACAUGGCAGGAUUCAUCAUUUUGUGCUCAGCUCUCAUCUUCAGCGGUUCCACUUGGGAGUGGUCGUCUCAUUCAGCGAUCGUGGCCUGGGUCUUUGUGGGUGUCAUAUACGCCAUCUAUAUUGCGCAGCAAUACUUCUGCUUUUUCACUAGCAAAGAACACCGAGCGAUUCCUGCAGACCUCCUCAAGAGCCGAACCAUCGCCCUCGUCGGCCUUGGAACAAUGGCUGCUGGCAGCUGUUACGGAAUCGCUUUGUACUACACACCAUUGUUCUUUGCCUUUACAAAGGGAGUCGAGCCAGUCGAUGCUGCCGUCCGCAUACUUCCAUUCAUCUUCACCUUCAUCAUCUUCACAAUCGUCAUGGCCGGCAUGAUACCAGUAAUCGGUCGAUAUGCCCCGUUUUACGUGGCAGGUGGUGCCCUGGCAAUGAUCGGCGCCGGCCUUCAAACUCAAAUCACACCUCAAACCUCCGAGGCCCGAGUAAUGGGAGUCAGCACCCUCAUCGGUGCCGGGACCGGAUGCAUGUGGCAGACCGGAGUUGCCAUCAUGACGCAGGCCGUACCCGCGAACCGUCGUCUCGACGUCACCGCGCUCUUCAUCAUGGUUCAGCUUGGCGGUAUCUCAGUCACACUUGCUCUAGCUGGUUGUGUCUUUUCGAAUCUCGGCUUCAACCGUCUCCACGCGUCGCUUUCGGGGCUUGAUUACAACGAUCACGAUAUUCGGGAAGCUUUGGCUGGUCUCGACUCUAAAAUUUGGACGGCCGCAGAUCGUCGGGUGGUUGCGAUUGCCGUUCAAGAUGUCGCGAGUGUAAUUGCUGAUAUGCAAUUUGUGAUUGUGGCGGCGGGAGUUGUGGCUUUUCUGAGUGGCUGUUUCAUGAAGUGGGAGAAGCUGGACUUUGGGAGGGCGAAGGUGUCUAAGUGA
Messenger RNA from Colletotrichum abscissum, 1677 nucleotides. RefSeq names its product major facilitator superfamily transporter. Gene Ontology annotation, cellular component: plasma membrane. Bases 1 to 1677 code for a protein of 558 amino acids. Gene Ontology annotation, biological process: transmembrane transport. Gene Ontology annotation, molecular function: transmembrane transporter activity. Lineage: Eukaryota; Fungi; Ascomycota; Sordariomycetes; Glomerellales; Glomerellaceae. The transcript has 3 exons. The record is from RefSeq and is a predicted model, not a curated record.